Messenger RNA from Tigriopus californicus, 8524 nucleotides. It is a transcript of the gene Dlg5, whose product is annotated as disks large homolog 5-like. Gene Ontology annotation, molecular function: protein binding. The record is from RefSeq and is a predicted model, not a curated record. Lineage: Eukaryota; Metazoa; Arthropoda; Copepoda; Harpacticoida; Harpacticidae.
GUACAGCACCUGACCCUCUGGCUACCAGCACCUUGACAGUUGUGGCGCUAUGUGUGUGUUCGGGAUGUGAUUAGAGCAUGUUUUAGGUUUCUUUUCAUGAUUAAUAGGCCCGUAGAAAGAUAGUGUAUUAGCAUGGAGGAUCCGGACAAUGAACCAUUGCACAGUCCGCGGGUCUCGUCGCCUGAGGGCGCUUAUGCGGUGGGAGUGCCUCGCUCUUUGGAUGAUGGAAGCAGUGUUCCCAAACUUAAAGCACAAUUGAAGCUGGUGACCCAAGAGAGAGAUCUGUUAAAAGACGCAGCCUCUAAGAAGCGAUAUUCGGCCUCCAUGGAUCGGGACAACCUCUUAAGCCUCCAAGGCCAGGUCCCGGUUGGGCCUGGAAACAAGCAUUUACUUUACCCCAAUCCUCCCAUGGAAAUCAUCCACCAUCAGAGGACCAACUCAGACUCCGCUCAAAGUCCAUCAAAAGCGAUGAAUCCGAAUUUGUCUCGUAGCCACAGCAUAGCCGCCGCCGGAGACAAGAGCCUUUUGUUCUCAAUUGCUCGAGAGCCCAAUGAGACAUCGCCCCCGGGUCCAAAGAUGCCUUCAGUGGAUCGGAGCCACCACGAGUUUCUCCCGGGAAACCCACGAAAACAACCAAAUGAUGCCUUGAAGAAACUGGAACAAGCCUUGAAGGACAUCGAGUUCUACCGCCGAGAGUCCGAAAGCUACCGAAGCCGUUAUAACGACCUCCUCGUAGAAAACCAGCGAGGCGAUCAAGAAAUCAAUUCCCUUAGAAUCUACUUGGAGGACGAACGCAAAGAGAUGUUGGAUCUCAGACAACAACUUCAAAACAUUCUCAAUUCCGAAGGUGGACCCGGAGACUCACUGAGUAUCAUGUAUGGCGCCUUGCUGCAGAAUUACGAGGCUGUUAAGGAUGAUUACAACCUACUUCGCAGACGAUACGACGACCUCGCGGCCUCCCAUCAGUCCGCUGUGGCCAAACUAGAACAUUCCCAGAAUUUUCAAGAUGACGGUGUUCGCUACAAGAAGCUCUACCAGGACUUGGUCACCGAGAGGAACCAGCUCAAACAUCAAUGUACGCAAGCCAUAAGACAAUGGGAUCAAGCUCUCCGUGAGAGGAAUGAAUACAAGGAUUCUCUGGUCAAGGUACAAAGACAACAUGAGGAGGCCGUGAAGGAGGUCAAUCAGGCCAUGACCGUGAGGAUCAAGGCCAGUAAAGACCUUAAAAGACUCACUGAGGAGCGGAACGCGGCCAUGCAGGAAUACUCCCUCAUCAUGAGCGAGAGAGACACUGUUCACAAGGAGAUCGAAAAACUUCAAGAAGAAGUUAGUGCUACCAAAAAGAAAAUGUCUGGUAUGGAGAGCAAGUCCAAGGUCCAAGACGACGAGCGGAGGAAGCUCACUUGCCAAGUGGAGAUUCUCAAGCGAGAGAUCGAACAAGCUUUGUAUGACCGCGACAAGGCCGUCAAAGAGGCCCAUGAAUGGAGGGACAAACUUGGAGGCGGGAAAAUGGCGUCAGAUUAUGGAGAACACGGCAAGCACUCUUCCAAGAGCAAGUUCGACGUUGAGAAGAAUAAGCGAGAUCGGGAUGGGGCCUCCACUGAAACUCUGGACACCUCCGCUAGCCAAAGUUUGUCAGAUUUGGGGACGAAACAACGAAUGGAGAACCUGGAUCAGGCCAACGCCGAGAUUGACCGCCUACGAAAGAUGACCGAGAAACUGGGCGGGGAUUUGCAAGAUGCUGGGCUUGAGGCAGACGUAGCCAAAGGUCGUCGUGAUUGGGCCUUCUCUGAAAGAGACAAGGUCGUCCUCGAACGCGAAAGUAUUCGAACCCUCUGUGAUAAAUUGAGGCGAGAACGCGACCGGGCUGUCUCCGAAUUGGCUGAGGCUUUAAGGGAUUCAGAUGAUGUGAAAAAACAACAAAAUGAAGCCAUCAAAGAAAACAAAGAGCUUAGAGAACGCUUGGAAAGUCUGGAGAAGGAGGUCCGCCUGAAAUCUCUUCAUUGUUCGCCGGGUCACUCGCACAGCCAUGAUUCGGCCAUUGACUCGGACCUUCAGGAAUGGGAGACCGAGAACAUUGACAUUGACAUGAAUGGUCUUGGAUCGACAGAGGACUUGGGAUUAGACCUAGCCGGAGGCCGAGACGACCUUCAUUGUCCAUCGGGAGACAAGCCAAUUUACAUCUCAUCCAUCGGCAAGGGGUCCUUUCUGGAUGGAAAGCUCAAGGUAAACGAUUGCAUAUUGAGGGUGAACGACCUCAAUUGCCGAUUAGUCGAGCGCAGCACCAUCUUGAACACACUUAGAAAUGCCAACUCCGCAGUGAGCUUGGUCGUUCGCCGGAGAAAGACGGGUCGAAGGUAUCAAGCCGUGUUAUCCAUGGCUGGAGCCAGUUCUCCAGGCAUAACCCUUGACUUGGGAGUGUACGUGGCCAGGAUCUCGCCGGGAUCGGUAGCUGCCAAAGAAGGCUCCAUUGCUGUUGGUGAUCGAAUUCUCAGUAUCAAUGAUCGAAGUGUAGACCAUGUGGAUCACAUUGGGGAGGCGGUAAAAUUGCUCAACUCCGGUCAGGAUCCCUUGGUGAUUACCUUGGCCAAAUCCAUUCACUCCCAGUCCUCCUUGGGUGGAGGUCAUCUUAGCUCAAGCUCUUCCGGUCACAACAUGCAGGAGCGGUUUGACGAUGAGCAAAUGACCCACGCUCAUCAACCCCACCCCCAGCAUUCCCAUAAGUUGCCGGGUAAAUCCGGAUCGGGCACUAUAUCCAGUCCCAUCAAGGAUACAAUUCGAGGCUCCCAAGAGUUUGUGAGGAAGCUUCUGAUUUCCAGGGAUGCAAGUGGCAGCAGCAGUGGGGGAAGUCAAGCACGACAUUCCAAUUCGGCACUCAGUUCCUCUAGUGAAAAGGUGUACAAUGUCACCAAGGGCCAGAUGGGAAUAUCAGGCAAGGAGUCACGGGGUUCCAUGGGCUUGAUGGAGACCGUGAAGGAGAAAGUGAGGGGAAGGAGACGUUCCAGCAAGGAACAUUCGGAGAUGUCCUCACAUGAAAAUGUGUCCUCAUCCAGAGACAACAGCUUGUCUCAUCAACCAGAGCAACCUCCUAAAGGUUCUGCUGACGUCGUUUUAGCUGAGCUGGACUCGGUUUUGGACGCAUUCCACGGGAAUAAAAACCAAAAUGCUGCCGAGCCAAAUGCUCCCAACCUAAACAACUCCAGUGGAGCGUCUUCCAAUAAAUCCAGUGGUAAAAAGAAACGCAACAAGGAUCGAGACAGCUUCAGGAGUGGAGGGACGUGGCCCCGGACCAGAGGUGGGCCAGUCAUUGAACAUGGAACUGGGACCAUUCUGCAUCCUCAGAAGGUGAAAAAGGAGCGGUUACCCUUAGCCGAAUUGCUCAACAAUCUGCCCAAAUAUCCACCUGAGGCGACGUCUCCCAAGAAGACGGAAGCUGAGCCACUGGUCGCCUAUCGUCAGGACACGUAUUCGCAUUCCACCAGGGAACCUCGAAGAAAUCGCCCAUUGACCACAUAUGACUUGUUGGAGAAUUAUGGACGUUACAAGAAGUCCUCAGAGGAGAGGUUCUUGCCACCUCCGCCGGAGAGCGAAAUGUUCGCAUUGGAGGCUAGGAAAUCCGUGUACGGGUCAGCUUUUACCCCCUCUGAUCACUCUAUAGAUGAGUCUGUGAAAUCUGGGCACGCCGAGAAAGAGGUUCUUGAGCGUUAUUUGAAGAAGUCCUCUUCCACCAAGCUUCAUCAACCUCUUUCGCUUUCGGGCACAAUUGGGGAAAGUGAGCAAAGUAACAACCCUGAAGUUGCAACCACACCUAUCGACAACCUAUCCUCCCCUAUUUUGAGCUCUCCUCCACCUCCCAUGAGCUUAACCGGGACAAACACGGCUUAUGCGGCCUUAAAGGCCAUGCACGAUAUCAAACCACCAGACUCUGCGCAUUUAAUGCGUUCCACUGCCAGUGGGUUCAGUCCUUAUUUCCCUAGCUCAAUUGGACACCAUAGCUCUCCCCGGUAUGCGUCGCCACCACCUCUGGUCAGUGUUGCAUCUGGUGACUCUUUAUUGGGAAGUCCAAUCCCGGAUGUGCGCCAGACUCCCGGCUCAGAGGGUGGGUUAUUAACGCAAUCUGGAUACAACCAGGUCUACGAGAGUCCAUCGGCAAUGAAUUUGCCCAUGGGCACUUAUGCCAAUACCUCACCUUCAGCAGGGUAUGGGUAUGCACCAGCCUCAGACUACCCCGGGGCUCAUCAAAUUCCACCGAACUCCAAGUAUCGAUAUUCAAUGGGGAUGAGUGGAGGGCAUGUGGUGUCGCCAAGUAACAUGGGCUCGCUCUAUCACCACGCUACUCAACCCCCGUACCCCGGGAGUCACCACUACUCACAAGGGUCUAGUAACACUCAAGGAGUGUAUGGUCAUUAUGGACAUAGGCGACAAACUGAUGAGGGAGUCUCCCCACCACUUUAUUUGGAUCACCAUCACAACCCUGAGAGGCAGUAUGUCUCCAGGCGAAGGGAAAAUGUUGGCUAUCCGUCAAGAGUUAGUUCAAAAGAGAACACCAAAUCAGGAACAUUUCCUCGGAAACGGAAGGAAAGAGAAAGCUCUUCCAAGGACAGCCCCAAGCAGGGUGGCACUUUGCCUAGUGCUGGGAAGCUACGCUCGGCCGAACUUUCUGUGAAUAGGUUGAAGUCUCACACAAAGAAUCAUAACUCGGGAUCAAGUGGUACGGAGAAGGACCGAAGUUCCAGUUCAAAGAAGAGCUCAAGGCAAAAGACCCGCUCUUCCAGGGAAAACAUGCUUAGGGCCAGACCCGGUUCGAGUGACUCAUCGGAUGCUGAAACAAAGAGAGGGAUGGGUAGACGAGGUCGUUCUCACCAUGAGAAUGGUUCUUCCUCUUUGCGCAGACAAACUCAACGAGAGAUUCUAUCCAAGUCGGUUCAAGGAACUUGCAAUAAGAAAGGGACCCUUGUAAAUGAUCAAAGACAUCCUCUUUGGGUGCAUUCAACUCCACCCAGACUGGUCACCUCGUCCACCGCUAAUGGUUCCAACCAUGGAAGAUCAAAGGUCGACCCUUCCAAGACAGUACAAACUCCAAGCUACCAUUCCCACCGGCAUGGCAAUCCUCCAACGUCAAGAAUGACGGGUCCAAUCAAUAACGCGUUGUCCUCAUCUGCCUCUCCCCAAAAAGCCAAAGAUGACAAAGUUGCUCAAGAGAAGGUACCCACUGCCAAAAGGGACAGCAGACCCUUAACCAAACUGUCAAAUAGUGCAGACGACCUGCUGUCCGAAAGCCAAAAGGGAUACCGAAUUCCAAGUCCGGCAACAGUUCUCAAAAGUUUAGAAAUUGGUGAAGAUCAAGGAUAUAUCACGUCCAAAGACCCUUUCCUCAUGUAUCCCACUUCCCGAGGACGAUCAGCAUUCCGGGAAGAGCUCGACUUCACGAGCAAUCGGCAACGAUCCGAGAAUGACAAACGCAAACUCAUUGAAGAGCUCAAGGAGCAGCAGCCCUUGAUCCAAGAUAGGUUAGCCAGGGGCCUGAGUUUCCCAGAUCCCCCACAGGAGGCGAGAAUACUGAGCCCCAGAUGCAAAGAAAUCAGCCGUAGUUAUGGGGAUUCUUUGGACGAAGCUCAAUUCGUGAGUAGGCAAUCAUCUUCAAGGACUACUCGCUCUCGCUCCAAAGAAAAUCUUGCAAACAAGAAGCCAAAGGCCAGCAGCAGCCAAGAAAAUGAUUAUGACGAAGUCUCACUAUCGGCAUCAGCCAAGGCAUCGUCCACCCCAGCUCCGCCCUCAAUCUUCAGCGACUCCUCCAAAGGUGCAGGUGAAGGUCUGAGUGAACUACGCAAAUCCUUGUCUUCUGUGAUUACGGAGGAGUCAUCAGGCAUGUUGGAAAUGGAGGAAGGCAAAACUGGAGGUCAGCCCGGGAUGCCCCCUGCUAUUCCAGUGCCCCCUUUAUCGCCGUUCUCUCGCCACAAGAACAAGCCCUUACCCAACAUACCCCAAUUUGCGUUUGUGCAACCUCACACCGCUCAUCACCAGCCUCAGCUUCACGACUCACACUAUUCGAAUUACCCGCCGACUGAGCAGAUCUACGAGAAGGCCUAUUUUAAGCCCGUGCCUCGCACUACACCUGGUGCAGGAACUCGAAGCGCUCCCAACAGCAACUCCCGUACCAAGCGUCUGAGGAAUCGAAGUCUUGAAAUGGUCCUGGAUGACCCCAAGAGUGGGGCCACAUCCUCUCCUGUUAAGACGAGCUCUCGCGAAAGGAGAGAACGGACGCGGGCGUACUCCAGAAGUUUGGAGCGCCCAAAGCCGCGUCGCUCAGACAGAAUCCCUUCCAAUAACAGUAUAGGUUCACAAGGUAGCUAUACCCAGAUUCCGUCGUUGUCUUCUAUCGAUGGCCGAUCCUCCUCCAAAUGCAACAGCCCUUUGCCCAUUUAUUCUGUUCAAUACAUCAUUCGGGAUGGAAGACCCGUAACGGCCGACACUUUGAACUCAAGGCACCAUAUAAGAAAACCUCUUCCUGGAGAUAUUCGUGACAUUGACAUAGAGAAGACUUCCGAACAAUUGGGUAUUACCAUUGCCGAUGGAUCCAAUAAAGGUGUGUUCGUCAGCUCUGUGAGCGAGAAUAGCUUAGCUUCACAAGUAGGCCUUCAGGUGGGAGACCAGUUACUAGAUGUUUGCGGCAUCAAUUUACGAAAUUGCAAUAAAGAGAGGGCCGCCUUGGUUUUGCAACAAGUAAGGAACUCGAUCACGAUGAAGGUUCAGUACAACCCCCACGACUACCGGAAUGCCCAAGAAGAGAUUCACUUGGAUAACAACAAUGACGAAGACGAUGACGACGAUUCUGAUCUGGAUGUACCUUUGACUCAAGAAAGACAUUCCAGCGUCCGUCAAAGACAUGGUCCACAGUCGAGCCCACCAAGAUCAGGCUCUCCGACUCCUCGUAAUUCGCCCAAGUCCCACCGUGGCCCAUCGAUGCACCGUGAAGACUAUGGGACCGUUUGUGGGGCACUUACCCACUCAUCAACGCAUUCCACUCUGACUCGCCAUCAGAUCAAUCAAAUUGUACCUAACCUCCAAGCCAACCUCAUCCCUCCCCGUGCGCCAGCUAGUCCACCUUAUGAACCCCGUUGGGUCAGUCCGGUAAUGAAGAAGAGCGGCGACCUGGGUGUCCGCUUGGUGGGCGGAAAUGCCGUUGGGAUAUUCAUCCACUCUGUGGAACGAGACUCAGCCGCCCACCUAGUCGGUCUCAGAAGUGCAGAACAAAUACUGGAGUACAACGGUGUCAACUUACGCCAGGCCACGGCAGAGCAAGCUGCUUAUGAGCUCGCCAAGCCGGCUGAGAAAGUGUCGCUUUUCGUCCAAUACAACCCAGACAAAUACAAUCUGGUCAAGGAUCAACCUGGAGACUCCUACUAUGUGAGGGCCAUGUUUGACCGCAUCGUGGACAUCAACACUGACCCGUCCCAAUUGGCGUUCCGCAAGGACGAUAUCCUCUUUAUUGACAACACAAUGUACAAUGGCGUUCCCGGCAACUGGUCUGCCUGGAUUGUCGAUGUGGAUGGUAAACGGACCCAAUGGGGAAUCAUCCCAUCCAAAUACAAGGUUGAAGAGGAACUUUUGAUGAAGAGAAGUCUGGGUGGGGAUAUGGACUCGGAAUUUGGUCACCCGACCAGUGCUGAUUGUGGGACCCCUUGCUGACGCCGUUCUGGAGAAGCUGAUUUCUGAUUAUCCUCAUAAAUUCACCAGAUGUGAUCCCAGGGUGACGAGUUGGAAUAGCGAGAAUAUUGAGCGAGCUCUCAUGACCAACAAUGUGAUCGAAUAUAAAAGGCGGGGAACUCAAUAUGAGUGCAUCACGGUGGAAGCUAUCAAGGAUGUCUGUGAGAGGAACCAACAUUGUAUCUUGAACGUGCAUUUGGAGGUGGUGGAGAGGCUUCAUCAAAACCACAUUUAUCCAAUCGUGCUUUUGAUCAAAUUCAAAUCCGUCAAGCAGAUCAAGGAAGUCAAAGUUCCAACAAUGAGCGCCGAUCGGAUCUCCCAAAAAGAUGCCAAGAACAUUUUUGAGCACACGCAAAAGCUCGAGGGCGACUACAAACACCUCAUAUCAGAUAUCAUUCAUGCUGGCGCCAAUUUGAUGCUAAUGUGCGCUCAAAUCAAUAGCAAAAUCGACCAGGAACAGAAUAAAACUUUGUGGGUUCCCUGUGGAACAAUUUGGUGAUAUGGUGUUGCCAAAACUUACUUACGUCAGUCUUCCAUCCCAUUUUGUAUCAAUGAAAAGUGUUCACCAGAGGAAAACUGAACUUCCUGAUGGAUGUUUUUAAUGUCCCCUGUUAGUCUAGUUCCUAGUAACAUUAACAGCAAUAUUUAUUGCCAAAAAAGUUGUCUGUCCUCCGAAUUUCUACCUAAAGAUGCAAGCUGUUAUUUCGUAUUGAAUGAGUAUUCAUGUUUGCUUUCUAUGUCUGUUGUGAAGCAUGUGAACUUGUUUUAGUCUUCCCUCUCUACCUGUCAUUUCAAUCAAUAAAAUUACUUAUUCGAG